AUGUAUAAAAAUCGAUUCAUACUUUUACUAACAAAGAGUCAACAACAAACUAGUGUUAGGAACAAAGCAUUUUCUAAGCCUCUAGUACAAGCAUCCUAUUAUUAUUCUUCUUUACGUAGAGUUCGUCAGACAGGACCACGUAAUCGAGUUUUGAAUCAUGUUGAACAGUUGCGACCUCAUAAUCCGACUAGCAGUAGUCGAACAGCUCUCGAAAGUAUAUCCACAGCUCCAAAAAUCGCAAAAAAAGAUGCCCUCAUCCAUGAAAAGAACCCCGCAGCAGUAGAAGAAGUAGAAGGGACGACAACCACCACCUUAGUUGAAGUGCCUAUAGAUAAAGAUCAUCAAAUCGUAAAGCCCAACACAUCAGCUGCUUCUCUUCUUACUCAAUCAGCGGUCAUUGUGGGUCGUGAACUCGAAAUGAUGAAUGUCUUUUUGGGCUAUGAACAAGCGAACCGUUAUCGUAUUAUGGAUCCACAAGGUACACCUCUUGGAUAUAUUGCAGAGGAAGAAGGGUUUGGUAAAUCAAUUAGCCGACAACUACUUCGAACUCAUCGUAAGAUGAAUGCUACUAUAUUGAAUCCUGAGGGUCAAGUUAUCUUUAAGAUUAUUCGUCCUUAUUCUUUGAUUAAUAGUCAAAUUUUUAUUUAUACUGACAAUGAUGAAUUGAUUGGAGAGGUACAACAACGAUGGCAUUUACUGCGUAGACAAUAUGAUUUAUUUGUAGGAAAAAAACAAUUUGCAACGAUCGAUACACCUUUCUUAGGUUGGGAUUUCGCUUUACGGGAUGAACAUGGAGGUACUCUUGGUAAUGUGAGUCGAAACUUUGUUGGAUUUGCAAGAGAGAUAUUUACAGAUACAGGAGAAUAUGUGCUGCGUAUGGAUGCAGUGGAUGGACAUUCACGAGGAAUGACGUUGGAUGAAAGAGCAGUGACUCUUGCUUGUGCUAUUUCCAUUGAUUUUGAUUACUUUUCAAGACAUUCGACUCAUGGGGGAGGAGGAUUCUUACCUUUCCCAAUGUUUGGAAUGGGAGGAGGAGGAGAAGUUGAUAAUAGUAAUGAACAACAAGGAAUAGAAACUGAAGCACCACCACCUCCACCUCCACCACCACAACAACAAAAUACAAAUGAAUGGGGGGAUCCUUGGUUGACUGAUGAUGAGGCAGGUGUAAGUAAUCCUGAUGAUGGAGGAUUCAUGGAUGUCUUGAAAGACUUCUUUGACGAUCAAGACUAGUUAAAAAUAAAAAAGAUUGUAUUAUAUGAAAACACACACACUUUUAUUUAUGAUGUAAAAAUUCAGGAACAAAAAAUCUAUAUCUGUUAUAAAAAAUAAUAAUUAAUGAAAGACCUUUCAGCUGCCGUAUUUGAUGGGAGAAGAUAAGUUUUACUAUAAUCAAAGUAUGAGUGAAGAAGUAGUACACUCCAUGAUGAUUAUUUUAAAUUGCAGCUUAUAUAAAAAAAAAAAUUGUCCUUCUCAAAACAAUUCUUUUCGUUUCAUAAAAAAAAAAAAA
Messenger RNA from Cokeromyces recurvatus, 1507 nucleotides. Its product is annotated as Scramblase-domain-containing protein. The record is from RefSeq and is a predicted model, not a curated record. The transcript has 4 exons. Gene Ontology annotation, molecular function: phospholipid scramblase activity. NCBI's taxonomy places the organism in Eukaryota, Fungi, Mucoromycota, Mucoromycetes, Mucorales, Mucoraceae. Gene Ontology annotation, biological process: plasma membrane phospholipid scrambling. Gene Ontology annotation, cellular component: plasma membrane. The coding region runs from base 1 to 1230 and encodes 409 amino acids.